Archocentrus centrarchus (flier cichlid) is the source of this 3804-nucleotide messenger RNA. It is a transcript of the gene kcng3, whose product is annotated as potassium voltage-gated channel, subfamily G, member 3. The record is from RefSeq and is a predicted model, not a curated record. Gene Ontology annotation, biological process: action potential; protein homooligomerization; potassium ion transmembrane transport. Bases 1 to 1263 code for a protein of 420 amino acids. Gene Ontology annotation, molecular function: delayed rectifier potassium channel activity. NCBI's taxonomy places the organism in Eukaryota, Metazoa, Chordata, Actinopteri, Cichliformes, Cichlidae. Gene Ontology annotation, cellular component: membrane; voltage-gated potassium channel complex. The transcript is spliced from 2 exons.
AUGAAGUUCGGGAAGAGCAUCUGCGUGCUUAACGUAGGGGGAACCCGGUACGCCUUCACCCGUGAGGUGAUCAGGGAUUUCCCUCUCAGACGCGUCAGCCGCCUGAUUGCCUGCGCAACCGAGAAAGAGGUCCUUGAACUCUGCGACGACUACGACCGGGACCGGAAUGAGUUUUUCUUCGACCGCCACGCGCAGGCUUUCGUGUUCAUUAUGUUGUACGUGCGCUCCGGCAAACUCCGAUUUGUACCCGGAGUGUGUGAGCUGUCCUUUUACACAGAGAUGCUCUACUGGGGGCUGGAGAGCGCGCACUUGGACUCCUGUUGCCAGAAACGCCUGGACGAUAGGAUGUCCGACAUCGGACUGGACACUCUGUCUGAGGAGGACAUUGGGGAUGAGCCCCAGAGCCCAGGCGAGUCAGUGCAAGAGCCUGAGCUCACAUGCCGCGCUAGGUGGCUCGAGAAAAUGCGCAAGACGUUUGAGGAGCCCAACUCUUCCCUUGCAGCGCAGCUUUUGGCUUCAGUGUCCGUGAUCUUUGUGAUCGUCUCUAUGAUCAUGCUGUGCGCUAGCACCCUGCCGGAUUGGGAUACAGCCAAGAGAAAUACUGUGGAGGAGCACAGGAUAGUGGAGGCAGUGUGUAUUGGCUGGUUCACAGCAGAGUGCAUAGUCCGCUUUCUGGUGGCCAAAGACAAGUGGGACUUCCUCCGCCGGCCACUCAACAUCAUCGAUGUGAUUGCCAUCACCCCCUACUAUGUCACCAUGGCGAUGGCCCGGGCAGGGAUGCCGGGUGCUGGGCUCGGGGUUGCUGGAGUGAUACUUCGGGUGCUGCGGAUGAUGAGAGUGUUCUGGCUCAUGAAGCUGGCCAGACACUUCCUGGGGCUGCAGACUCUGGGGCUGACUCUCAGGCGCUGCUACAGAGAGAUGGUCAUGCUGAUGGUGUUUGUCUGUGUUGCCAUGGCUAUAUACAGCGCCCUGGCCCAGCUACUGGAGCACGGCUUGAAUCUGGGCACCCAGAACAGUGAUUAUGCCAGCAUCCCUGCAGCUGCCUGGUGGGUCAUCAUCUCAAUGACAACAGUGGGAUAUGGGGAUGUGUACCCGGUGACAAUUGGAGGACGGGUGCUUGGGGGUAUGUGUGUAGUGAGUGGCAUUGUGCUGCUGGCACUGCCUAUUACAUUCAUCUACCACAGUUUUGUUCAGUGCUACCAUGAACUCAAACUGCGCUCCGCCAGAUAUGCGCGCAACCUGUCAGCAGAGAUGCUGCGAUGAACCUGUAUACCAAACAUCUAUCCUGCUUACCAUCCUGCCUACAAGAGACAGAAACUCUGAUGACAAGAAGACCGUCAAAUGUGUGAACUGCCCCCUUUUCCCGACAGAUUUUAUUUUCCCUGUCUAGAUCCAGGUACAAUAAAUUUACUAGAAAAAAACCCUUUAAACAUUUAUACAUCAAAUAGAAAACAGAAGACUAAAAAUAACUUAAUUGUGAAAUUGUGCAAUACCUUCAUGUGUUUCUCUUUAUUUUGUUUUCAGGGUUAUUUUUAUUUCCCCUUUGCAUCAGACAAACAAAUUGUCAUUAUAAAAAAUAACUUUUAAAGUCUUUCCGUUCAUCAUCAGAGUAUCUUCAAACAUUUGGUUAAUGCAGAAUAUAUAAAUAUCAGCGAAUUAAAUUGGUAAAUGCCAAUAGAACAGCAUUAGUCAACAAGCUGAUACAGGCCGAUAUGUUGGAGCAUCCCUACAAAACAAAUGACAAGAAAACAACAUAAAACAGACUCAGAGUUACAACCUUGGACUAUACAAAUAUAAUAACUUAAUAGUAAACAGUGAAUAAAUGUUAAAUGUGAAUGAAAUGAUUGAAAAUGUAAGCAAUCUGUUUUAAGAUGAGAAAACAAAAUAUUUUCAAGUAAGUGACAAGAUGAUACAGAGCUGAUGUUUAAAGGUACUCGGCUUAUUUCAGUCAAACAGAGAAUGAAACAUAAAUGCCGUUGCUUUAAUUCUUUGACGCUACUAGAGUAGCUUUGCAUGAUUUAUUGUUCAUAGAAAUCCUUAUUUAUCUUAUAGUGGGCCUUUGUGCAACUUCUCAGUUCACUCACUACCUGAAAUAAGCUGUUAUAGCUAUUCUCCCUUUAAGGCACCCUCCCUUUAAUCCAGCUUUUUUCUGAUUCGCUGCCCCUUGCAAACAGAAGGUCUGAAAGGCAGAUGUGUAGGGCUUCUGUGCUCACAGACAAAGCUGUGUGCUCGGGAUGACCGUGUUAAGUAUAUCUGCUCUCUUUGACAUCAUGCAGAUCCAAGUGUGAGCAUUAGCAGAUUGAAGACUGAGAUUUCGGCUCAUGGGGUUACUUGUACAUACACAUACAUAUCAUUAUUUUAAAUGUUUGCCUUGUUUAAUAUAAGAUUUCACCAGUGCAAUAGUAUAUAUAACAGAACACAAGUAAAAGCAUAACUGCUCCAUUUUAAAACAAGAUCUGAUUAGAGCUUCUAAUACAUAAAAUGAUGUAGACGUAACAAAACUUGGUUUGGACAAUGCGUAUAAUCACAAAUAAUGCUUUAAAAAAAUUAUAUGAUGAAAAUGAUGAUGAAAAUCAGUGUUAGAAGCAUUCUAAUGAACAGUAUUUUCCACCAUUGGUAGAAGAGGUUGUCUCUUUCUAAGAAAAUAUCAUGUAGAACAAAAAAGAACACCAGCACCAAAGGGUUCCUUCAUGAAAUGAUCGAUGUGUGGUUAGAAGGUAAGUUCAGAGUCAGCCCACGUACAUAAAUAUUUCAUUUUUUCCCUAUUUCCUGAAGAACUCUGGCAUCAUUGUGGGUUAAAGGCAGCCAAUUAGAUUUAAGUUGAGGUUCUGUCUCAGGCCAAAGAGCAUUAAGUAGAUUUUUAUUGAGCAGUAAUUUGUUAUCCGACAGUCAAGUUUGUAGAGUAUUAAAAUAUGAUUGCAGGGCCUUUUGAACUUGUAAAAUAGAAGCUUUUGUUCUCAUUGUCUUGAACCAAGAUGCUGUGCAACGCUCUCCUUAACAGCACCAUGUGAAUGUAACAAUAGGAAUACGCAUAUUUAUUUAUUAAACGCUGACAGGUGCAGUCAAUCCAGAUCUGACAGCGGCUGCUGUUUACUCAUAUUCCCCUGGUCACAACACUGGCAGAGACGGCUGCAUCAAGUGCAAUGUGUGCAUGUAUGUUUGUGUUUGUUUGUCUGGCCAUCAGCCUUUCACUUUGUCUAAGCUUUGCACCCAGAUGGUACAAGUUACACAAGAUUGAUGUGUGACCUAGAUGCAUCCUGUUAAACCUGUGAAAUAAAGUGAAGGAGUGAACAGGGGAGUGCAAAGUGAGGAUGGAGGAGUUACACAGAGGGCCUAGUUUGGAGGGGUGGGGGCCCCUUAAGCCAAUAAUAAUGAAAUAUGGAGACAGGUCAGCAAGGACUGCAAGGUGGCAGACAAUAACACUGAGGAUGAUAUGACAGGGCAGAUGGAGUGUGAAAGUGAGCAUAAAAGAUUAUGGACAAAAAUGUCAGAAUGUGGUUCAAGCCCGAGCACAAAGAAUGAAUAGAUGCAGCAUGCAUUGCUUCUCUGUUUGCCAGUGAAUGCAAGGCAUUUUGUAUUUCUGUGUCUCCAAGGCAACAUCAUCCUCCAGCAUGUCAAUCAUAAUUGUGGUUGAUUUGUGUGCACACAAAUAGGCUACAUCCACGCACACCUCCUGGCUGGUACGCCGCUUUUUUGUCCUACGAUUAUCCAGAAUAUCGCAUCGCCACGAUUAUUUGAAAUUACCAAAAACAAACGCAGAAAAAAAAAAAAUCAAGUAUGGAGGGGAAAAAAAAAAAAAAAAAA